Messenger RNA from Trichoderma reesei QM6a, 1299 nucleotides. RefSeq names its product hexaprenyl pyrophosphate synthase. Lineage: Eukaryota; Fungi; Ascomycota; Sordariomycetes; Hypocreales; Hypocreaceae. Gene Ontology annotation, molecular function: prenyltransferase activity. Gene Ontology annotation, cellular component: transferase complex. Gene Ontology annotation, biological process: isoprenoid biosynthetic process; ubiquinone biosynthetic process. The record is from RefSeq and is a predicted model, not a curated record. The coding region runs from base 1 to 1299 and encodes 432 amino acids. The transcript is spliced from 2 exons.
AUGGCCAGCUCGGGCUCGGGCUCGGCCGCCGUCUCCCUCUCGGCCCUGGGCUUCCAGCAGCGGGCCGGGCUGCACUCCAGCUCGAACCGCGGCUCCGCGUGGGCGGCCGCCGUCCAGGUCGCCACGAACAUGGUGGGCAACGUCGCGAAGCGGGCGGCCAAGGACACCAUGACGAUUGAUCCGCUGCGCACCGUGGCCAAGGAGAUGAAGUUCCUGACGGGCAACAUCCGCAAGCUGCUGGGCUCCGGCCACCCAGCCCUCGACCGGGUCGCCAAGUACUACACGCAGGCCGAGGGCAAGCAUGUGCGGCCGCUCAUUGUGCUGCUCAUGUCGCGGGCCACGCAUCUGUGUCCCAAGAGCCCGCGCCAUGCGACGCCCGAGACGGCGCGGGGCAUCGACUCGUCAAUAUCGCCCAUGCAGAUCCUCAGCGACGUCAACCCCAUGGCGAGCGCUACGUCGUACGACGCCGAGCUGGCCGACGCGGCCAACGCGAACCUCGACAUCCUCCCGAGCCAGAGGCGGCUGGCCGAAAUCACAGAGCUCAUCCACACGGCGUCUCUGCUACACGACGACGUCAUUGACCACUCCGUCUCGAGGCGAGGGGCGCCGUCGGCCAACCUCGAGUUUGGCAACAAGAUGGCCGUCCUCGCGGGCGAUUUCCUCCUCGGCCGGGCCUCCGUCGCCCUGGCGCGGCUGCGCAACGCCGAGGUGGUGGAGCUGCUGGCCACGGUCAUCGCCAACCUGGUCGAGGGCGAGUUCAUGCAGCUCAAGAACACGGAGCGCGACGAGCGCAGCCCCAAGUGGUCCGAGGAGACGCUGAGCUACUACCUGCAGAAGACAUACCUCAAGACGGCCAGUCUCAUCUCCAAGUCGUGCCGAGCCGCGGCCCUCCUCGGCAACGCCGACCAGCACACGGUUGAGGCCGCCUACUCCUACGGCCGGAAUCUGGGACUCGCGUUCCAGCUGGUGGACGACAUGCUGGACUACACGCGAAGCGGGCAGGACCUGGGCAAGCCCGCAGGAGCCGAUUUGGAGCUGGGCCUGGCCACGGCGCCGCUGCUGUUUGCCUGGAAGCAAACGCCGGAGCUGGGCGCUCUCGUUGGGCGCAAGUUCUCUCAAGAGGGGGAUGUUUUGAGGGCCCGCCAAUUGGUUCUGCAGAGCGAUGGCGUCGAGCAGACCCGAGCCCUCGCUUACGACUACUCCGAAAAGGCCAUUGCUGCCAUUGCCGACUUCCCCGACAGCGAGGCCAAGGACGGUCUCAUUGAGAUGGCUCACAAGACGAUUCAGCGCCAAAAGUGA